Arxiozyma heterogenica is the source of this 1263-nucleotide messenger RNA. It is a transcript of the gene ARG1, whose product is annotated as argininosuccinate synthase. Gene Ontology annotation, molecular function: ATP binding; argininosuccinate synthase activity. NCBI's taxonomy places the organism in Eukaryota, Fungi, Ascomycota, Saccharomycetes, Saccharomycetales, Saccharomycetaceae. Bases 1 to 1263 code for a protein of 420 amino acids. The transcript has a single exon. The record is from RefSeq and is a predicted model, not a curated record. Gene Ontology annotation, cellular component: cytoplasm. Gene Ontology annotation, biological process: urea cycle; L-arginine biosynthetic process.
AUGUCUAAGGGUAAAGUUUGUUUAGCUUAUUCUGGUGGUCUUGACACCUCCGUUAUUUUAGCUUGGUUAUUAGAUCAAGGUUAUGAAGUUGUCGCUUUUAUGGCAAAUGUCGGUCAAGAAGAAGAUUUUGAAGCUGCUAGAGAAAAGGCAUUAAAGAUUGGUGCUACCAAAUUCGUCUGUGUUGAUUGCCGUGAAGAAUUCGUUAAGGAUAUUUUAUUCCCAGCUGUUCAAGUGAACGCUAUUUAUGAAGAUGUUUACCUAUUGGGUACUUCUUUAGCUAGACCAGUCAUUGCUAAGGCUCAAAUCGAUGUUGCUGAACAAGAAGGUUGUUUUGCUGUCGCUCAUGGUUGUACUGGUAAGGGUAAUGAUCAAAUCAGAUUUGAAUUGUCCUUCUACGCUUUGAAACCAGAUGUCAAAGUUAUUGCCCCAUGGAGACUACCUGAAUUCUUUGAGAGAUUUGCUGGUAGAGCUGAUUUGAUUAAUUACGCCGCUGAAAAGGGUAUCCCAGUCACUCAAACCAAGGCUAAACCAUGGUCUACUGAUGAAAACCAAGCACACAUCUCUUACGAAGCUGGUAUCUUAGAAGAUCCUAACACCACACCACCAAAGGAUAUGUGGAAAUUAAUUGUGGAUCCAUUGGAUGCACCAGAUCAACCACAAGAUUUAACUAUUGAUUUCCAAAAGGGUCUUCCAGUUAAAGUACAAUUUAAAGAUAAUGCCACUGGCAAGGAUGUGGUGGCCACUUCUCCAUUGGAUAUCUUCUUAACUGUCUCAAAUGUUGCUAGAGCCAAUGGUGUUGGUAGAAUCGAUAUUGUGGAAAACCGUUAUAUUAACUUAAAGUCUAGAGGUUGUUACGAACAAGCUCCAUUAACUGUCUUAAGAAAGGCACACGUAGACUUAGAAGGUCUUGUUCUAGAUAAAGAAGUCCGUGCAUUAAGAGAUCAAUUCGUUACUCCUUCCUAUUCUAGACUUUUAUACAAUGGUUCUUACUUCACCCCAGAAUGUGAAUAUAUUAGAUCCAUGAUUCAACCAUCUCAAAAUACCGUCAACGGUACCGUUAGAGUUAGGCUAUAUAAGGGUAACGUCAUUAUCUUAGGUAGAUACUCUGAAACUGAAAACUUGUACGAUGCCACUGAAUCUUCCAUGGAUGAAUUAACUGGUUUCAUGCCAACUGAUACUACUGGUUUCAUUGCUAUCCAAGCAAUCAGAAUUAAGAAAUACGGUCAAGCUAAGAGAGACAAGGGUGAAAAAUUAACUUUGUAA